Molecule: messenger RNA, 5562 nt
Organism: Fukomys damarensis (Damara mole-rat)
Lineage: Eukaryota; Metazoa; Chordata; Mammalia; Rodentia; Bathyergidae
Gene: Gpat4
Product: glycerol-3-phosphate acyltransferase 4
Exons: 13
Coding region: 1161-2531 (456 amino acids)
Biological process (GO): triglyceride biosynthetic process
Cellular component (GO): endoplasmic reticulum
Molecular function (GO): glycerol-3-phosphate O-acyltransferase activity
Source: RefSeq, a predicted model, not a curated record
CCUUAUUUCUUGCUUAUUUCUGCACCUUCCGUCCCGCGGAGGGCUUCAACUUUUGUGGACCAGAAGUAACAGCCCGCGAGCCGCGUGUGGCCCACGCCGGCGGGGCCCUUGCCCUUCCCUGCCGGGGAUGUUCCAGUCGGAGGCCUUGAAGUCGUUUGCAGAAUUUUGUUUCUGGUUCACUCUGCUUCAUUUUGGCUGAACUUGAGAACCUCCCCGCCUAGUCUCUCGUCUUGGAGAUUCUAUCUCAACUUAACGAAAAUGGUGUGAAAAGCACUUUUAAACCAAAGACUGUAUGGACAAAACCCUGUAAUAAGGCUUGUGAGCUCUGGCAGCAUGAAAACAACUUUUUGCCAAGAACCCAGGUCACCACUGAGAAGGGGGCCUUAAGGGAAAAGAAUAUCAGGAGGAUAUCAAUGCCAAGCACAUCUGGAAUUACGCUCACAGCCAGCAGCAUGCAGCACUGCGGGCCAGCCUCUGUGUCCCACUGGUGCAGGCUGGGGCUCUCCAGGUAGGAGGCUCCUAGGGCAGCAGCAGCAGGAGCCUCUCAGGGAAGAAUGGGGCCAGAUACGAACUCUACAGUGAGCAUAGAAAACUUCAGGUUAUGAAGGAAUUUUAAGAGAACAACUAUUUAAUUUUCACAUAAUCACAUUCAGAAGCCUUCUUGUGAUUGCCAGCAGUCACCCCCUCUACAGGAGUUACCACGAUUUUUCUGGCACCAAGGUGAACUCUUCUUGGUAUUUCUGGCGAUACAGAUCUGCUGGGCAGACUCAUCUGCUGAACGCUUGGAGGCAGGGAAAGAGUAAAACCUCUGGAAGCAGUGUCAAGAAAGCAGAACAGAGAACCUCUCCUAUGCCUCCCACUUGCACAGAAACUUGGCUUGGAUGUGGAUGUUGUUAAUUGAAGACUUCUAUUGUGUUCACUGCAAAGUCCAUCUGUCUUGGGGAGACCUGGCGUUUUGGGGCUGCCUCUCGGCCCUUUUCUACUGUCAUUCCACCCCCAUGCGUGCUAUGCAGGCAGUUGAAUGAUGUGAACUUGAGGAUGGAGUUUGGUGCCCUUGGGGAACUGACUUCCUUUUCUAGGCUUGUGCUGUCGGAAAGGACCACCUGAAGGCUGUGUUUGUGCGUGGGAAGGAGGGCAUUGCCUGGCUGGAAUCCUCCACCAUGUUCCUGUUGCUGCCUUUUGAUAGCCUGAUUGUCAACCUUCUGGGCAUCUCCCUGACCGUCCUCUUCACUCUCCUGCUUGUUUUCAUUAUAGUCCCUGCCAUUUUUGGAGUCUCCUUUGGUAUUCGAAAGCUCUACAUGAAAACAUUGUUAAAAAUCUUUGCGUGGGCUACCUUGAGAAUGGAAAGAGGAGCCAAGGAGAAGAACCACCAGCUUUACAAGCCUUACACCAACGGGAUCAUCGCAAAAGAUCCCACUUCACUAGAGGAAGAGAUCAAAGAAAUUCGUCGAAGUGGUAGCAGUAAGGCUCUGGAUAACACUCCAGAAUUUGAGCUCUCUGACAUUUUCUACUUCUGCCGGAAAGGAAUGGAGACCAUUAUGGAUGAUGAGGUGACAAAAAGAUUCUCAGCAGAAGAACUGGAAUCCUGGAACCUGCUGAGCAGAACCAAUUACAACUUCCAGUACAUCAGUCUUCGGCUAACUGUCUUGUGGGGGUUAGGAGUGCUGAUUCGGUACUGUUUCCUUCUCCCACUCAGGAUAGCUCUGGCAUUCACAGGGAUUAGCCUUCUGGUGGUAGGCACUACCUUGGUGGGAUACUUGCCGAACGGGAGGUUUAAGGAGUUCUUGAGUAAACAUGUUCACUUAAUGUGUUACCGGAUCUGUGUGCGAGCCCUGACUGCCAUCAUUACCUACCAUGACAGGAAAAACAGACCAAGAAAUGGAGGCCUCUGUGUGGCUAACCAUACAUCUCCUAUUGAUGUUAUCAUUUUAGCCAGUGACGGUUAUUAUGCCAUGGUGGGUCAAGUGCAUGGAGGACUCAUGGGUGUGAUUCAGAGAGCCAUGGUGAAGGCCUGCCCCCAUGUUUGGUUUGAGCGGUCCGAAGUGAAAGACCGCCACCUGGUGGCUAAGAGACUGACUGAACACGUGCAGGAUAAAAGCAAGUUGCCUAUCCUCAUCUUUCCAGAAGGUACCUGCAUCAACAACACGUCAGUGAUGAUGUUUAAAAAGGGAAGUUUUGAAAUUGGAGCCACGGUUUACCCAGUUGCUAUCAAGUAUGACCCUCAGUUCGGCGAUGCCUUCUGGAACAGCAGCAAGUAUGGGAUGGUGACAUACCUGCUAAGGAUGAUGACCAGCUGGGCCAUCGUCUGCAGUGUCUGGUACCUGCCUCCCAUGACCAGAGAGAAAGAUGAAGAUGCCGUCCAGUUUGCCAACAGGGUGAAAUCUGCCAUUGCCAGGCAGGGAGGGCUGGUGGACCUGCUGUGGGAUGGUGGAUUGAAGAGGGAGAAGGUAAAGGACACGUUUAAGGAGGAGCAGCAGAAGCUCUACAGCAAGAUGAUUGUGGGGAACCAUGAGGACCGGAGCCGCUCCUGAGCCCAAGGGCCCUCUGGCAGGAACCACCUGCCGGAAUCCUGGCACGCGAGCCAGCGGAGCUGUUGCCGCUGCUGCCACCACCACCCCCGCUGCCUUCUCCUUCCAGACUCGGGCCGUGGGCUGCUCUGGAUCCCAGGACCCUGGCCUCAGAGCUGCGUGGGUCCCUGCGCUUGGGCCGGCUCGGCCUGCCCUCGCUGUCUGCAGCGAGUACUGCUGGGUGUUGCUGCCCAGGACGAGAUGCCUUCUUGUCCCUUUUAUAUACGUCCUUCGGAGGAACGCCGUUUAAAGUCUCUCCACCUGAGCAUGUCAUGCGGGGCUGAGCGGUGUGAGGAUCAGCACACUCCCUGUUAGGAUGCCCCAGUCCUGGGCCUGUGAGGGGAAAGCUACCCCUCUCUGGAGAGGCGCUGCCCAGGGUCUGGCCCAGCCUUGGAGCUCUGUAAACUUGAUGAAGAGAGAAGUGCUGCAGUCUGUGGGGUGUUCGGAAAAGGAAGUUUGAAAUUCUUGUGUUACUCCUGUUUGGAAGUCAGCAGGCGGGAUAGGAGAGGCCAGUGGACUAACAGCUGGUCUGUGGUGAGAGCCAGGAAUUGUUUUGUGUUCAGACUCCAGGAUGAGCCUCAAUUCCCUGUGUGACUUCCUGUUUGUUUAACUGUGCCUCAGUUUCCCCAUCUGUUAUGUGAAUCAGGUGUGGAACGGUGGUGACUCCUACCUCACAGGGCUGUUGUGGGGACUCAGGUGCUGCAUGAGUGAAGGACAUGUCUUGCGCAGUGUCACAGGUCCAGGUCCAGGAACGUGCAGGACGAGGUCUGAGCUCAGCUGUUGCGCAGGGCUCUAGUCUUGUGGUUGUGAGUAAUAAAACCUGGCUGUAGCCCCGAGCAUGUGUCUCUUCUACUUGGCUUCUGCACUGAGCCUGGUGUCUCCCACCACACAUCUGCACACCUCUGGCAUAGACAGGGUGUCUGCAGACUGGAGGCAAGUGAGGUCCUGAAGGUGGGGUGGGGAAGUUGUGGGGCAGUAGGAUCUCUAAUGAGACCCAGGAGGCAGGGGAGUAGUGGGGUCCAGGAGAGGCUGGGGCACACUGAGCACACUGGGUCUCCUCAUGGCCGAGAGGUGAACCGCGGGCAUCACAAGCACCUCAGUCAGACUGAAGUAGACCCAGAGCCAGACCACUCUUGUGGGUCCUUGCUUUGGGGUCCACAGAUUUCCGAUCCUCAGAGUUUUCUCAGCCCAGUUUAUCCUCCGUCCGGCCCUCCUUGUAGUGAGCACGGUACCCUACAGGACUCCCGCCUGCCCUGGGGAAUGUCACAUGUCCCAGCUGCCCUCAGGUGUGGGGUAGGGGACAUGCUGGGAGUGAGCCCAGCCCGACACUGCAAAUCCACAUCACCAUCACGCUUGAGGACCUGUCCUUUCUGAACCUGGUGUCACUUGCCCGCCCUGCCUACCGCCGCCUCUUCACACAGCCACCCAUUUCCUCUUACCUGCCUCUUUGCUAGCCAGUGGAAACCUUCUCACAAAUAAAAACACUCACGGCUGUAAGAACAGCCUCUUCUGAACUGUUUCGUGGAAUGUUGAAGAAAAAAAAGCAGUCUUCAGCUUUAAUAGGAGGUGAUGUUUGUAGUGUCUCAGUGCUCACUGGAAUGAUCUUUCACAUUGGUCUUAAAGGUCAUGUUCCCUCUAGAAGAAGUUCUAAAAUUUCUGUGCGUGAUCUGUUGUAUUUCAUUGUUUGCAUCGAUUAUUUUUCUUUUUAUGUGUCUCACAUUCUGCACGCCCAUUCCUAAUUUAAGUUCAUCCUACUGCUUCAUCCUUUUCAGCUGGGAUCAUGAAGGCCCCAGAUUGCUGAUAAGUCAGAAUAUUUGGUUUGGGAACACUGAGUUGGUCCUCCUUGCUAAGUCCUGCAGUGUUUUGAAACAAAGCAGCAAGGUACAAGCUAUGCUCACACUUGGAUUCCAGCCGGAGCAAGGAUGAGCUUUGAAUAAAACCAGGAGAUGAUCAUUGGUGGGAUGAACACUGGCCGGCCUCGACCCCGUUCCAUACCUGUCCCUUUUCCGUGACAUUCUCUGGGUUUGCUACCUGAUUGAUAACUGGCCGUGUAGGCUAGGGGGCCUCAGACCUUCACACCUCUGACAUUUCUAAUUCUUAGAAGUCACUUGAAUCCAUUUGCUCUCUCUGAAAAAUUAGACUGGUGGAACUAGACCACCAGCAGGUGCCCGCUGUGUGGAUGGGGGUCCCCCACCUGUACCCUUCCAGGUGACUGGGACCAGGGCCAUUCCUCUCCGGCUGGGUGGUUUGGAGAGGGCUUUUUUCCCAGCUAAUCAGAGGAAGAACGUUCUCCCUUAAGGUAAAUUCCGCUGACAGUGGAAGGGAGCUCCUUAGAAGGCUGUCAGCCUGGCUCCAGCUGGGCGAGCUACACUGGUGAAGCCAUGUGAGAUGAUGUCCCUCCUGCCUCCCUCAGUUGCUCUCCUUCAGAGACCUAGGAGAGGUGCGCGUGAGGGUUGGUGGCGUAUUUCACAGUAGGUUUUGCUCUGCUGUCUGGGUCUGUAAACCCUGCCGUUUCCAUCUUGGAAUCUCUGCUGAGCGCCAUGAGCGGCCAGACCGGACUGCUCUGGGCACAGUGCUGUGGCCUGGGUGUCCGGUGGGAAGGGCCGCUGUGCACCGUCGGUACAGGGCGGGAGCCGGCUGUGCGGCCAUCCAUCGUCCGCUGCAGUCACCCCGCUCGCCCAGUCAAUACGUCUCUCUCCGAUGGGAAAGUUAAUAAAUUUUGCUCUAGAUUAAAAGUAUUGAUCAUUUCAUUUGUAAACGAUAAAUAAAAAGGGUGAACUUUUCAUUGCACAGUGGGUGGCGGCUGGUGUAUUUUGCCGCUGAAGUUCUGCUGGCUGUUGAGGGGUGGGCUUCUCAUAUGCAUUCCGGCUGGCCAGCUGCAUUGAUUUCCUAUUAGUCUCCCAGCACCACCCAGCAACACAUCAUUUCAGUACCUGCUAUUAAUGGUCUUUUGAUAAAUAAUCACUUGUAAGUCAAUAAAUUUUUAUUAAACAGU